Pseudoliparis swirei is the source of this 4368-nucleotide messenger RNA. It is a transcript of the gene znf574, whose product is annotated as zinc finger protein 574. Gene Ontology annotation, biological process: regulation of transcription by RNA polymerase II. The record is from RefSeq and is a predicted model, not a curated record. Gene Ontology annotation, cellular component: nucleus. Bases 33 to 2966 code for a protein of 977 amino acids. Lineage: Eukaryota; Metazoa; Chordata; Actinopteri; Perciformes; Liparidae. The transcript has 10 exons. Gene Ontology annotation, molecular function: DNA-binding transcription factor activity, RNA polymerase II-specific; RNA polymerase II transcription regulatory region sequence-specific DNA binding.
CUGAAGUUGUUGUCCUAUUUCCUCGACCGAUAAUGUCUGAGUGCGCAGCCAUGGAGAGCUCGUCCGUGUACAUGUGCUUCCCCUGCUACCAGGAGUUCAACACCCUGGAAGAGGUGCUUGAGCACCAGUUGACGUGCACGGCUGAGGAUGAACAGCUGGAAGCCCCUGGAACCACCCCUCUCACGGUCCCACUGCUACAGACUCAGCAACAACAGGUCGUAAAUCUGUCAAGGACGGUAGCAGUCCCACAGAUUGAAGUCCAAGCAGGACACUUCUCGGUGCAACCGGUUCUCAAGGAGGCUGCAGUCCCUGUGAAUGUGGCAUCGGACCAGCCCCGAAUCCUCUACCAAUGUGGGGACUGUGAUGAACUCUUCAAGAGCCUGGACCUUUGGCAGCAGCACCGUAAAGAUGAGACAUGUCAACAGCCCAACAGGAAGUUGAACCCUGAUUCACAACCUGAGCCCGACACCGCUUCAGCUCAGAGCUCCAUUUCACCUUUACUUCCAGAUGACUCUUCUCUCUCGAAGAGUGAAACCAGAGAACAUCUUCAACCUGAACAAGUGGUGACCCCCGUAGAAGAAGAAGAGAGCCAGCAAGUUGCAGAGAGCUCUGAUCCUCUCGUUUCUGAGGAGGCCGCCUCCAUCUCAAAUCAAGAGGAUUGGUCCCCCAGGAGGAAGGGGGUCAGCAAGAAGGCCAAGCCUGAACCGGUGCUGCUGUGCGUGGACUGCGGCUCGUGCUUUGGCCUGGUGUCUGAACUCGUGGCCCACCGCAGGACCCAGCACGGCUUUGAGGAGGCGCUGCACCGCUGCUCUGUGUGUGGGGAAAGCUUUCUAAACACCACGCUCUUUCUUUACCACCGCAAGCAACACCGGCAGAAAGGCGAGGAAAAGGAGGCCGAGGUUCCCGUAGAGAACUCCGAGGAAGUUUGUCCUCCGAUCAACGGGACCGAGGAGCCGGGGGGGCAGGAUGCCACCGCCUCCACCCCCGGUGACGCCUCCAGUUUCCCUCAGCCCGAGUUGUUCAUGUGCACCCUGUGUGGGGAGAGCUUCAGUGAGGAGAUGGGGCUGGUCACGCAUCGGAAGCAGAAGCAUGACCUAAAGGAGCCGCUACACAGUUGCCAGCAUUGCGGCGAGGUCUUCAUGAGCACCACCCAGUACCUGUACCAUCGGCGGCAGCACCGCUUCAAAGCAGGGACAGAGGGGACGGAUGUGGAUGAAAUUGGCGAUGAAGCAACCCCCGAUAACCCUCAGGACGCUUCACCCAGCUCGAAGCGGCUGCUUUCACCGCCCUCCACUGCGAGUGAAUCAGGUUCACCGCUCCCGAAGAGAAGCAGGCCCUCUUUCAGGAUCCUGAGUGCCGGAGUCAAGGCCUUCAAAGAGGAACCAAAUGGCGUCACUGCAGCAGACCCCAACCAGCCUCCACCUGCCAAGCUGCUGCAGGACUGGGCCCGCACACCACUACCCCAUGUUUGCCCCUAUUGUGGCAAAACAUUCACCCGGCGCGUCUUCCUCCGCACCCACGUCUUCAGCCACACCGGAGAAAAGCUCUUCACGUGCAAGGUUUGCUCAAAGUCCUUCACGAACUCCCAGAGCCUGCUGCGCCACAGCAUGAGCCACACGGGCAACAAACCCUUCAGCUGCGAUGUUUGUGGCAAAAACUUCUCCCAGGCGGCCACCCUGAAGAGACACCAGCGCAUCCACACGUCGACGCUGCCUCGACGCAAGCGUGGACGCAAACCGGUGUGUACUUUGGACAACGAGGGAUCUGCCCACCUCUUCUCUUGUCCUCACUGCCCGUCGCGGUUCAACACGGAGGAUCAGCUUGUCCAUCACAAAUUGCUCCACACGAGCCAUCCGUUCCCUUGCGCCGAAUGUGGAGAGGCGUUCAAACGCCGGAGAGAACUGGAUCUGCACUCGCUCACUCACCAAGACAAGCAGCCGGCGACGUGCCUCCACUGCGCAAACCAGUUUGUGAACCAGUCGGUGCUGGAGAUCCACAUGCAGCGCUGCCCUUCCACGGAGGAGGACAAGAACACGGGCCGUGGCCGGGGGCAGGGCCGGGGACGAUGCACCGGACAGGUCGAGUGUGACCUCUGCGGCCACCGUUGCAUGACCCAGGAGGGCCUCGACCUCCAUCGGCUAUCCCACACGGGCCAGACACCCCUCAAAUGCCCGGUGAGGCCGUGCCGCCGCCGCUUUACCUCCAACAGCACCCUGGAGGAGCAUGUGCUGGCCCACUUCCAGGGCACGCUCGGCAAGUCCAAAAACCGACCCCGCUUCCGCUGCCAGAUUUGCCUCAAGGAAUUUUCCUAUAAUUCCACCUUUAAUGUUCACAUGAGGACGCACACCGACGAGAGGCCCUUUGAGUGCGCCACGUGUGGCAAGCGCUUCCGCCAGCUGCCCCACCUGCAGGACCACGAGCGCAUCCACAGCGGCCUCCGGCCGUUCUGCUGCUGGAUUUGCGGCAAGAGCUUCAGCGUGGCCGCCCGGCUCACGGAGCACGCCCGCACCCACAGCGGGGAGAAGCCGUACCCCUGCGCCCACUGCUCCGCCGCCUUCCGCUCGCGCUCCAACCUGGACAAGCACAUCCGGCUGCACGGCGACCUGUUCGAGGACAACGCGGAGCAGGCGGCGCAGGACGCCGAGGCCGCCCACGUCCAGAAGGUGCUGGAGGGGGCCAAGGUGCUGUCCUCCCUGGCCACCACGGGGGAGCUGGAGCCGGGCUCGGUGCAGACCAUCUACGUGCUGCAGGGGGGCGAAGGAUGCACCGAGACGGUCAUGAUCCCGGCCCAUCAGUUCGCCGGCUUGGACGGCAACUCGCAGGUCGUCAUCCUGCCCUCCUCCGUUCUGGGAGCGCAGGGCAUCAACGUUCCCAUGAUCACCAUUGACGGAAACGAGAUCACCGUGGUGGAGACGAGCCACGCGCCGCAGCACUCCAUCGAGUUCAUUGUGGAGGAGACCGUAUAGACGGAGGAGCACAAACCUCUGUGGAGACGGGACAACCGGUCGAGAGCAGCGGAGCGACUGGCGGACACGAAAGACGGUUGAAGUCAAAAGUUUGAUAUUUGAAUCAUAUUGAGUUGUUACCUUUUUUUAAAUAAAUAUAGAUAUAUAUAGUUUGAUAGGUUUCUAAGCCAGUUCCAACAGCAAUUCCACUUUGUAUAGUCAGUAAGUUUUCUUGAGCUUAACAUGGUUAAGCUUGUUCACAGCGGGUCAAACUAAUGAAUGAGAGGUUCAUACACACAUGGACCGCCCGGGGGGACAGAAUGUACCUUUAAAUUAGCAACCUGAUUAAAAAGCAGAUUGUUGAAUUCAGACCUUGAUUAUAUAUACUGUAUAUACAUAUAUCUAUAUACAUAUAUAUACACAGGUGUGUAUUUACAGCCCCUAUUUAUUAGGGGAAGACAAGUGGCGGCCCCUAAAAUGUCUUCUGUUUUCUUUAUAAUAAAAUGCUUCAGCUUUCACAUUUGUGACCUUCAAUCAAUUCAUACGCUGCGUGCCUCGAGGGCUCCGCGUCCCGCCGGCGGGGGGGGGGCUUUUUAUAGGUCUCGCUGUCAAUGGACACGUUGUUUUGUUUUGACAAACGGUCCAAGGUCUUCCACUGAGAAAUAUCCAGACAGGUGAGCGUACACACGCACACUAAUGUUAGAGAACGCCAUAAUCAAGUAGAAACGUGUGUUACGGACAUGUUUAUACGUUAUGUUAUUGAUUGGUUUAACUUUUAUGCUGUAAUUAAAUUCAAUUAAAUGAUAACAAGGAUAUAGCAAGAUCUAUGAUGAUUGAGCUGAAGCGCAGCAUUGUGCAGUGGCAAGUGGAACAAUGAAAUUAUCCUGCACUUGCUGUACAGUUAUCAGAAAUAAUGGUCCUUCACGUCUCAUGGGGUCAUCGGACCCUAUGAGACGACAUAGAUCCUAUCUGCCUGAUGGAUCAUUGAGGUCUGGGUCGUGGAAUUCCUGCUCCUGACUACGCCACUGUCCUGUUGAGACUCCGCCUACUGUUGAGACUCCGCCCACUCCUCCUCCCCACCGCCAUCUGCCUGAUGGAUCGUGGAGGUCUCCAUCGUGGAAUAUGCCUACUAUGAACUAUUCAUACACUCUGUCAUAUUCAUUGAAUGUAUUUUAACUCUAAAUCUGUCCUUCUGUACACAUUACAUCUAUUGCAUCUGUCCAUCCUGGAGAGGGAUCCUCCUCUGUUGCUCUCCUCCAGGUUUCUUCCCUUUUUUUCCCCCUGAAGGGUUAUUUGGGAGUUUUUCCUGGUCCGAUGUGAGGUUUUGGGGCAGGGGUGUCUAUGUGUACAGAUUGUAAAGCACUCCGAGACAAAUUUGUAAUUUGUGAAAUUGGGCUAUACAAAUAAACUGAAUUGAAUUGAA